GUGCCCAAUCUCUAAAGUGUCAAAUAUUACGCUCCAAGUGAGCUGCAUUGCCUAGGGGAAUACCGAAUGCGUUGUCGAGACGGCCGCCAAUUAUCUCUUGCGGCGUCCACUGGCCGAGUGCAUGUUUGAUAAUUGCCGCUCCUUGUAUCCGGCCGGGUGAAAAAACGGUUCGGAGUCGUGAGCCCUCAACGUCUGCUGCCGUCGAUGACCCAUUUAUGCGUCUUCAAGCUGAUAUUCGUGUUGACAGUUUGCUGCAUCUAGCUGUCUCCUCUAGGACCGCUACAGACCUGGCCUGACAGUUUGCACCCGUUGCCGACUGCUGCGGCGUUCUGAGUGGGAGGUGGCUCGAUGAUGCGCAAUGCUGGGCGCACAGUGGGCGGCACCCUGCGGUCAGCGGGCAACAGUGCCCUGCCCCAGGGGCUGAGUGCCCUGCAGCAGAGAAGCCGUGCUGGUCAGGAAAGCAUCUUUGCACCUCUCAAGAAGGACUCCUCCCGUACUGCCAGCACAACGGGUGCAGCACGUACGCGCACAAACCGGCCCAUGUCUACUACGCGUUCUGACCCAGUGAACAAGGAGAACAUGCUGUCUCGAGGUAGCUCGGGCGCUCGAAAGUGUGGCAGCAUCAAAUCAUCCUCGAGCAAAGAUAGCCUGGACUCCAAUGGCCAGACGAAAGAGCACAAGAAGCCUCAUUCUGGGCUGGGGCAGCCCACAGUGGGUACCCAGACAUCGGAAAGUGCAGGCAAGGCGUCUCCCACGACUAUCCUGCAACUGGAGCGGGAGAAGAGCUUGCUGGAGCAGCAGGUCUCCGAGUUGGUGCGCAAUGCUGAGAGCAAGAAGGCCGAGAUUGCCACUUUGCGCAUGGAGAUCAAGCAUCUCAAGCAGGAGAGUUCUGGGGGCAGCCGCCAGCUGGAGGCCCUCCAGCUUGAGAACUGCAGUCUACGUGAGAAGCUGGUCCAGCUGGGUGUGGAACCUGCUGAGGCAUCAGGAAAACAAGACCCCCUGCAGCGGUCAGCCUCAGCGGGCAGCCUUGAUGGAGCUCGAGAACAGGCCAAGUCUGUGGAUGGUGCCCUGUCGGACGACGCUGGUCCCAGUGGCAGUCGGCAGGAGUGGGACAAGGCCAGCACCAGCAGCUUAAGUGAGAUGUCUGUUGCCUGCCUCCAGGACCGCAUCAUGCAGAUGGAGGAGACGCACUACAGCACCAACGAAGAGCUCCAGGCGACACUUCAAGAGCUGACGGAUCUGCAGGACCAGCUGACUGACCUUCAAAUGGAAAACGAGCGCUGCUGUGACGAAAAGGCCCUUCUGCUCGAGUCGCUGUGCUCUCAAACAGAGAAGCUGGAGGAGUGCCGAUCGCACAAUGACCACUUGCGCGCGCUGCUCUUUGGUCAUGCGUCCCCACCUCCGCAAACCUCGUCGUCUUCGUCUACGCCAGCAGUGGAAGCACAACUUUCGAGGGAGCAGCACUAUGUGGAGCUGCUGAAGAAAGCGCACGAAGAACAGACAGUGCUGCGUGGCCAAGUGGAACAGCUGCAGGCUUCGCUAGAGGUGGCCUCCCGUGAAGCCCAGGACCAUCAGCGAGAUCUUCAGGGCCUUGCUCACCGCGUCUCUCUGCUGCAAGCGGCACUUGAGGCAGCUCAGGCUGCCUCUUCUUCCUCUACGGCUCCUCAGGGAGAGGGUGACAAUGCUGCACCAAUUCUGGAUGGGGAAGCACAGGUGGUGGACAGCAGCAGCCAGCUGAGCCACAGUGCCAGGUGGCAGGAAGAGGAGCGCAAGCGGGAGGAAGCUCUGCAGGAGCAACUGGCUGUCGCCCAGAGGGAGGCCGCUCGUCUCUCGCAGCUGCUGGCAGAGGUGCAGGAGGAGACGCAGGCCGCCCAUGCUCAGGUUUCUGCACUUGAACAACGUGUGGAGCAGCUGGAAGCGGAGAAAGCUCAGUUGCAUGAAGAAGCUGAAGCCCGUUGCCAGCGGCUUCUGGAGGAGAAGCGGCAGCUCCGUGCCACCCUCGCCGAGAUGAGCAAUAGCCUGGCUGACAACUCGGCUCUUCUAGGAGCCGCGCGCCGAGACCUCGACGAUCUGCACUCGCAGCAUGUUCUUGAGAAGGAGGAGUGGAAACGAUUCGAAGCCGACCUGCUGACCACUGUGCGAGUGGCCAACGACUUCAAGACCGAGGCCCAGCAGGAGGUGGAGCGGCUCCAGUGCGACAACCAGCAGCUGCAGGAGAAACUCGAGGCCUUGGAGGCCCAGCUGGCUAAGCUUAAGAGCAAGCAGGAGCUGUCGCCCAAGGCCCACUCUUCGUCUGUAGAUGGCCUCUCUGAGGGCGGAGCAGGGGUCCAGGAGGGAAUGCCCUUGAGCACACCCCCUCGUAGUAGUAGCAGCGGUAGUAGCCGGCCACUGUCCAAAUGGAGUGACCUGCGUGCUGGCAGCAGCAGCAGCAGUAGCAGUGCUCAACACUCGGUGCGCAGCUUGAUUGAAUCCAUUGAGAAUGCUACAAAGCAGGCUAAAGGUCCAAGUAGCAGGAGCUCCUCCACUAGCAGUCUCAACAGUCUGGCCUCUGAUUCGAGAUCAGCAGUUGCAGCAGCAAACGCACUGCUUUUGGGAAAUGCUGGCGACAUCUUGGCUAAGAGCCCAUUCAAGGUUCCCGAGAAAGUACGCCUUGCACCGCGGCCUUCACAGCAGCAGCCUAUCCAGCGCCCCGACACUGCUGGGGAGAGCACGACUGAAGUUCCGACACGCACAGAAGCUGACAAGGCACACCCGGUCUCCAUCCUAGCCCACAAGCUGGAGCCCAUUCGUAGAAAUAGCUACAGCUUGCACACUUCCAGCGACCUGUCGUUUGAGAAGAAAGAUCCACUUGCGUCACUGGUCAAGGGAGGGGGAUCCAAGCGCAAUGCAUUGCUCAAGUGGUGCCAGAACAAGACUAUGGGCUACAAGAACAUAGACAUCACCAAUUUCAGCAGUAGUUGGAAUGAUGGACUAGCCUUCUGUGCUCUUUUGCACACUUACCUUGGGGACAAGAUCCCUUAUGACCAACUUGAUAGCAAGGACAAGAGAAGAAACUUCAGUAUUGCAUUUGAGGCAGCAGAAUCUGCAGGGAUUCCAAGCACUUUGAAUGUCAAUGAACUUAUCUGCUUGGAACGCCCGGAUUGGCAGUCAAUCAUGGGUUAUGUCACAUCGAUAUACAAACACUUUGAGACCUGAGAGACUGGAAAGGAUUUGCAGCCAUCGCAGUAGUCCUGCCAGAGCAUUGCGCAUGCGCAGCGGAAACUUGGCCCAACUUUUAGCGACUUGAACUGCCUUCCUGUUUUCUACUUUUCUAGUACAAGUUUACAUUUGCAUGUCAGUGUUGUUUUGGCAAAGGGAUGUGCAAACUGCUACCGUGUGCUAUGCUAGAGUUCAGUGUCACAGCUACUCGCGAAAAUUUUUGUACCUUGACAUCGUGUCUGUUGUGAGCCCGGCAAGUGCUCUCCGAGACUGUCGUUAGGGGCUCCUGUAGAAAUAUUCAACAGUGCUCUCAUCAUCACUGAACUCCCAUGAAUAUGCCAAAGAAAGCUGUUUGGCUGUGUGCUUUAGUCUCAGGAGUAAUGCCAGUGCUGCAGGAAUGCAAAUGCCCAAUUUUAGUUUGUAAGCGUUACAUGACUGAUCUGCUUUCACUUAAUGCCCAAUUGCAUUUACAACCUUGACAGUGUGGAGGGGACCUGCCAUAUUUUGAUUUUCAAAAUAUGGCUUUGACAGGGAGCUAUUGUUCUUUUUAAAGUGUUUUGUUCACUUCUUGUCCAAAGGAGUGAGUGCAUGUUACACAGCACAUGUACCUCACAUCCAUCAUUCACUGCCCAAACGGAUGGGACAUAAGAGCAGCUUCAGUGUCGCACCAUUCAUAUACUUUCUAAUUUUUAACUCACAUUUUAACACGUCUGCCUCACUGGCUUCAAGCUUACAAUCAUGUAUGUGUCUGCCAGAAAUACUCCUUCAGUGUCUUUUUUUUUGUAUUACACAUUGUUUGCACAUUUAUGCAACCUGCAUCAUUGUCACAUGCAUCAUCUAUUUAUGAGACCAUCCUUAUUAUUAUCGAUAACUCUGUUGCCUGACAUUAAGGAUAAAUGUUUGUCUCACAGGCACUGCAGCACCUUGACUGUCACUUCUUCAGUUGUUGCAUACUGCUGACAUCGCCGAUACGAGUUAUGUAUGAAAUAGUGUUAGUGCGGCCUUAUGAAAGACAGUAUACUUCCUUAUACUUGUUUACAGAAAGAUGCUUCAGAUGUUACGAUAAUUAAUGAAUACUUUUCUAGUCCUACAGCUCCUUAUUUGAAUAGAUCUUCCUUUCAGUACCUACUUGUUAUUAAGAUGCCUGGAAAUUUCAUUUGGCACUGAGAAAAUGUAAUAAAAAGGCAGUUAUGGGCAAAGACAAAAUGCUGUUCUAGUCCAAGAUGAGACUCGCUUACACACUGCACUUCGAAAUUAUUCGCUAGAUCGUCUUUGUAUUGGUUUAUGAGUCAUACAACAUGGGCUGCAGUCUGUCAAAUAUGAGCUCAAUGCUAACUUCUUUUCUAGUGUAUAGAGGACAUAUGUGUUAUAAAACAUUAAAAUGAACGACAUGAAUGAAAAACAUCUAAAAACACUUAAGUGACAAAAAGAAGGCAGCAGUAACCAGCUGUUCAGCGACUUCAUUAGCGGCACAACAAAGAUAGCUUGAUUUUUUUUGGUAGUCGCCAUCAAUUGCGUAAACAUUUAAUACGGUAGCAUAAAGAGCUCGUUUCGCAGAACUUCCGGUGUCACCGUCGGUGUCAGUAAUAAAGAUCGGUUUGGCUGGCAAGUCUAGUUUUGUUCUUGCAUCUGCACCCCUGGUCACCCCUCGGUAAACGCAACUCCUGUUCACUGAAACAUAUUUGCUCGGUCUCUGUAGGUUUCAUACUGUCUGAUUGAACUUAAACCUAACAAUCAUUUGUUGCAUUCCUGUGUCGAAAUUCCCUGGAGUCGCUAUAGCAGCUUUGCAUUGCACUUGCAAAAUUAAAUAUACUGUAAAUAUACUCAGAAUCUGCCCAAACUAGUUGCUCUUAUUGGUUUUACGUAAAUGGCAAAUGUUUUACUAGCUGAUAUUUCUUGGUCAAGUUAGGUUAAAUAUGUCUUCAGCUGUAUUUAGUUUAUCUGGACAAAGCUCUGGUUAGACAAGAAUCAAAGGUGUGUUCUGCUGUGGUGUCUGAAACUGCAGUGGUGACAUUCAGGUGUGCCAGUGCAUGUGUUGACACUCUUUUGAGCCCCAUUGUCACGGGGCUGUUAACGUUGUCGUCUAGUCAUGUGUUGAAAAUUUUUUUGUGAGUGUACACAUUCUUCUUAAUUGCAUAGUCAACAAACCACUAUUUGUUCUGACUUGAAUGCUACCAACUCAUCAGGGUAUUUCUUCUGAAGACGGGGGUGCAUUCUUCAUAGCGCUGUCCCCACCCCCGCCCAAAAAAAAGAAAAAGUACUUUCUAUUGUCCAUUGCACUAUGGUGUGCAUACCGGCUUUUUUAGACCCACAAAUUUCAGUAUUCUGGUAAAAAUUGGUAGCAGGGUGCCUGAAAUGUAGGACAUCCACAUUGUUGCUUGUGCUCAGAAUAUUCAAUUUUAUUAUGUAUUUUUGUGGCAGAGUUUAAGCGCAUUUUUAUUACAGUCCUAUGCUGCAGACCACAUUGUGGGACCACAUUGGUGUGUUGUCGAUUGAGUGUGCCUAUCCAAUGACAAUUGCCUUGACUGUAGCAUUAGACCAUGUGCUCUGGAUGCCUUAGCCAACAAUUAUGGGGAUUCAUUCCGCUCAGCCCUUAGUAACCUUUUCUUCCUGUAUCACAGGGAAAGGUGCAUCACCAACAGGUUGUACUUAUCUGAAAGCAUUGCUGCAGCCAUCAUAAAGUGCUGCAUUUUUUUGUGGCAAUUCUUACAGUUAAGCCAGUGCUAACUGUUACGAUAGUGCGAUCUAAAAAGAUAGACAAGUCCAGGAAUGAAAGUAGUGCUUGGUUUGUUGAAAUUUGUGGUACUAUUUGCCAAGCACCUAAUUAGGCCACGUAAUGGACACCAGGAGGUUGUGCCACAUUCAGUGCUUUUUUCUUGUAAUUUUUAGAACUACCUUUCUUUGCAAAGUAUGUUGCCUUAAAACCUGAGAACGCACAGUCCAUGCCAGAGUAAUCUAUACAACUGUUUUCAUUUUUAUCUUUUAAUUUUGAACUGCUGUUAGGUGUUUUCAGAUACAGUGUGGUUGCAGCUUUGGUGCAUUGUUUUCUAUUCUCUUUUCUUGCCACGUGUCACGCUUGGUAGAAUUUAUUAUUUAGUUUGUUAGAAGAUGUUACGACUAAAUUUAUUUUGGGUAAUUUGUGUCUAUUAUAAUUAGUGUGGCCUUAAGAAUUAAUCAACAACCACUCCUAGUAAAUAUAACAUAGUGUUCCAUCAGCACAUGUUUCUUUUAUAUUUUUUUCUGCUUUUAAAUUUGGUAAAAUAUGAAAAGUCUUACGAAGUCUUUGUGGAAACUUGGGUGUAGCCUCAAACUGUAGUGCAAGAGUAUAUAAAGGGGGCAGCCUUCAUGACUAAUGCAUCAUGCCUCAUCAUGCCUCAUAAUCAUUCAACGUGAUUGGAAUAGGCAUAUACACUUUCAUGUCCCUUUUGAGAUGUUGUAAAGUGGUUAUCUUGCCCGGCACCUUAUUGCGUGCCACGUCAUUAUGUCUCUGCAAGGGUUGCUGAGCCUGUAAUGAGGGUAAGCUACGGUGGACAAGCAGGUUUUGUUUGAAUAGGCACAUUAUGUACUUGUACCAGUCAUGCAAAGUUAGGUUUAUAUUUUACAAGCAUCGCAGUUCUUUUCUCUUUUUUUAUUCAUAUUUUCCUAGUGUUUUCUUCUAUGUGUUAAUUGAAACCAGUGGGACAUCCUGGUGCUCUGUUAAUAUGAGGCUAUUUGUACUUGGCAAUGGUGGAUGGCUUGCACCAUAUUGUGCACCUAUGAGCAAAAGCUCACAGAAAAAAAAAAUAAGAAAAGCUGGACUUAUUGCUGGACUUAUUGACAAAUCAAUCUAAAUUUACAACUAUGGUAGAAAUUUCACUAUCAUAAGUGUGACCUGUAGUCUUCGGCUUCAAGUUACAUUCACAGGGAACAGGGAAGCUUGAAGCAAAGAGAAAUCUUUGAAAAGGGAAUGUUGCUAGAGUGAACGUUUCGGCACAUCCACUGUCCAACAAUUUGUAGGUGAAGAAAGAAAUUGAAUUUAUCAAGAAAUUCUUGGUUCAUAAAUAUUUUCUCAAGGGUCUGCAAUGGCUGUAUCCAUCAGCCAUUUGACUACAACAUACUUAAACAUAGAACGUACCUCUAUGUACUAUUCCAAGCAAGCUCUGUUUGUAAGUGCUCAAGUUAACAGUAUUCUUUUUUAUUUUUUGUAUGAAGCAGGCUUUGUAAUACUGCUGCUUUGAAGUUUUGCUGGUGAUGCUGGUAUGUCAUGGCUUCAACUGUGUAGUUGGCCAAAGAAAAAAAAAAUUAUGCGCCUAUUUUUCAGAAAGCCAUUAGUAUUAGAAAAUGCAGUUACAUAUUCUGCAUCUACACUUCAUAACCAGUGAUUGUUUUAAGAGCUCUUUUUGCAUGAUCUGUGAUGGUCAUUUUUUAGUUCUGUCAAAGUUUUCACAGCAGCUAAGAUUACAGUAAGACAUGAUCUCAGUGCGUCUUCUUCAGUUAUGGUAGAUCACAUAGCUAACUUCUAAAAAGCCUGCACAUGUUUACUUUUUGUAAAAAAUUGUUUGUUUUGACAUGGUCAAUAGCUUUUUAGAUACAUGGGCAUACUAAAGUGAGCUUCCUGGGUUUAUUUAUUGUCUAGAAUCUGGAAAUUCGCUGAAGGUGUUCAUUAUUGUCAAUCUUCCUGUGUAGUUUAGUUGUAUUUAGGUAAAAAAAAUAAAUUGCUUGAUCUCCUUACGUCUAAACAACUGGUGGCUCUUCAAGACAUAUAUAUCCAGAAUAGAGAUGACUACGAAAACUUGCUAUUCAGUAUCAUUGUUAUUUCAAGUAAGUUUACUUAGUGGUUGAUUACUUGUGUGAAAUUGUGCACUCUUUGCCAGGCUGUUGAUUCAUACAGCGGCAGAGUGGCCAUACAGUACAGAAGGAGCAAAUCGUUUGUUAAAAGACUACAUCUUUUUUUCAGCUGGGCCAAGCGGCCUGUUUGCAUUGUUUUCCGAGUGAAGGUGCAAGAUGAGCACCUGCAUUCUCACUGUAUUCAGGAACCCUGCCAAGGUGUGCAUCUAGCUUGUGCAAAGUGGUGUGUACCUAUAUUUCUGAUGCCUCAUGUAAUAUUGAAUGUCUGAUGGCAGCCAGUAGGAUAAUUGCUUUCACUGUUCCAAAGAUUGCCAUCCUUUCUAGAUUUCUUGUUCAUGUAUUAUUUUUGUACUUAUAGAUGUGUUUUAUGUGUGUAAGGUUUUUAUACCGUCAUUUGUAGUAAAAUUUUCGGUUCUUGGUGUGAAGAAAGUUACGAGUCCAUUCUUGUACAUUUGACUUGUGUGAGCUGUCUGCACUGUGUGUGUUUGUGCUUUAUAUGAACAUGCUGGAGGAUUGUACCCUGCAAGUUGUGUAACCAUUUGUACAGUUUCUGAUUGUCAGCUUUUUAUACUUAAAUGUGUGAUCAACUGAUGGUUUGAUAAAGACCUACCACAUGAA
This is a messenger RNA of Rhipicephalus microplus (southern cattle tick), 8643 nucleotides long. RefSeq names its product cytospin-A. NCBI's taxonomy places the organism in Eukaryota, Metazoa, Arthropoda, Arachnida, Ixodida, Ixodidae. The record is from RefSeq and is a predicted model, not a curated record. Gene Ontology annotation, molecular function: protein binding.